AUGUUCGACACGGUCUGCACGCUUCCGCUUUCCUCGGACCUGUUCGCUCAGGCUAUCCACCCCGAGGAGCCCGUAGUCUCUGUCGGUCUAGCCUCGGGCCACGUCCAGACCUUCCGACUGCCUUCCUUAGAAGGAGAGGGUGACGAAGAUGCCGCACCGAGUUCGUUGGCCCGGACCGGAAAGGGCCACAUUGACACAAUGUGGAGAACUCGGCGACACAAGGGUAGCUGUCGCACCCUAGGGUUCAGUACGGAUGGCAAGAUGCUCUACUCGGCUGGUACAGACGGUAUGGUGAAAGCUGCAAUCAGUGAGACUGGUCAGGUGCAAAACAAGAUUGUGAUUCCUUUUGAGAAGAACGGCUCCAUUGAUGCGCCAACCAUGAUUCACGCCCUCUCUCCUCAAACCCUCCUCCUCGGUACCGACUCGAGCGCUCUGCAUCUCUACGAUCUCCGUAUCCCCUAUUCUAAGGUGUCCGCGCGACCUGAACAAACGCACCACCCCCAUGACGACUACAUCUCCUCUCUUACUCCUCUGCCGGCUUCCGAAACUAGCACAUCGGGCUUUAGCAAGCAGUGGGUUACAACCGGUGGAACAACCUUGGCCGUGACAGAUCUCCGAAGGGGCGUUCUGGUGCGCAGCGAGAACCAGGAAGAAGAACUGGUCAGCUCGAUCUUCAUGGGUGGUCUGCCCUCCAGCGGAACCAGUAGAGGCGAGAAGUUGAUUGUUGGUGGAGCCAGCGGUAUCCUCACUCUCUGGGAGAAGGGCGCGUGGGAUGACCAGGAUGAGCGGAUCUACGUCGACCGCAAUGCCGAUGGCGGAGAUUCCAUCGAGACAAUGGCAGUUGGGCCUGACUACUUGGGCAAGGUUGUGGCCGCAGGCCUCUCAAACGGAAAAGUGAAAUUUGUGCGCAUUGGACCGAACCAAGUCGUUUCCGAGGUUGUGCACGAUGAGAUCGAUGGUGUUGUAGGCUUGGGCUUUGACGUGGAGGGCCGGAUGGUCUCUGGUGGUGGCCAAACCGUCAAGGUGUGGCACGAGGCUGAGGAAAAUAUUGAAGGAUCUGGCGACGAAGACAUGGAUGAUAGUGAUGACGACAAGGAUUCGGAUAACAGCGAUGCGGAACGUCGCGAGGAUACAAAGGACCGAAAGAAGCGCAAGAAGUCUAAGGGCAAGGACCGCACUGGUGGACAGCAUGUCAUGGCGUUCCAUGACUUGGACUAA
Penicillium roqueforti is the source of this 1218-nucleotide messenger RNA. Its product is annotated as WD40 repeat domain-containing protein. The transcript has 2 exons. Bases 1 to 1218 code for a protein of 405 amino acids. NCBI's taxonomy places the organism in Eukaryota, Fungi, Ascomycota, Eurotiomycetes, Eurotiales, Aspergillaceae. The record is from RefSeq and is a predicted model, not a curated record. Gene Ontology annotation, molecular function: protein binding.